AUGAAGUCUUUGCGUGCUAGGGAACCUGAAGGCAUUUGGAAUCUCAUGGCUAUCGUACGCGAGAUGUUCGCACGCAGAGACGAGAAUGCUGUGUCAUUGCUGAGCAUAUUGACUGUGGAAUGUCUUGCUAAUUGCCAGAUUUUGCUGUGGUGGUAUGCGACGAAACUCGUGCAGAGUGGAACUUGGUCUCAACAAACCACAGGCAAAAACUCUGCAAGCAAUCAGAUUAGCGCACAGUUAAAUAGUGCUCAGCUCUGCGAUGAGAUUGUUGUGCUCUGGCGAUGUGCUGUGCUGAAUCCGAUGCUUUCUCCGCAGAAUCGAAGACAGUUGGCAGCGCUAUUGCGUACGUACCACCGAACAGCGGUCGACCGGAUAUGGAAGGUUAUUCGUGGAACUGGAGGCCAAGAUGCAGCUGUGGUCAGCAGUAGUCACCAGGCGGCUAUAUUGUUGAAUUCCAUCCAAGAUGCUAACAAUUGUCCGUUGUCCUCAAAUAACGCUCAUUUCGGGCUUGCGCAGUUUCCCGGGUUCCAUCCAUCUUUACAGGUAUGCCACGCAUUGAUAGACGAAACGGUCCCAGGUGUGAGUCAGGUGGCCGUGCUCCAUUUGCCUGAGGCAUGUGGAAAUGAUUCGAACGUGCCAGUACAACCGCUCGCGCCGUGCGGUUCUUCUCAGAAAAGGAAUGAGAAAGGCAGAAAGAAGAAGAAAAAGAACCGAUCUCGCGCCACGGCUGCGAUGGCGUCCCUUGAUUUUCCGCCUCUGCCAAUAUUUAACGAUGAAGCAUCGCUUGAUCGAGCCGUUCGUUAUGCCAUUCGGGCUGCUGUAGGU
Messenger RNA from Ostertagia ostertagi, 825 nucleotides. NCBI's taxonomy places the organism in Eukaryota, Metazoa, Nematoda, Chromadorea, Rhabditida, Trichostrongylidae. The record is from the annotation of a GenBank genome assembly.